CGUGGCAGCGCUUAUUGAUCGUGGCUCGGUGGUGCUCGGUUGUCCCUGCACGCGUCAUGCGUCGUCGUCUUUCGCGACGUAGCGACGGUGCUGGAUGGGGGAUUUUCCUACGUUUCCGUCUUGUUCGUUAAGUGCGAGGUAGCGACAACGCAACGGUGCCAAUGAUAGCAGACGUGUAUACUUUCGGUUCGUAGUGCGCGUAGUUCGUUGGACGUUCGAACGGUCAACGAUCAAGGAUUCCGGCGGGAUGCGCGAUUGACAGAUACGUCCGAUUGUAGUAGUGUGAAUCGAACAGCCGCCUGGUUCAGCCGCUUGGAAAAACGGAAGGAUUCUCCUCGCGGCGAAAUCGUCGAGGAUUGUAAACGAUAUCGCGAUCAUUCUUUUCGCGACGAGUGAAAGUGAUCGGCGACGAAGCGUUCUCAAGUCGGCCGGAUGCUCAGCCGACAGGUGCGUUAGGAAAGGUUCGCUCGGUAUACCGGGCGGCCAAUACUCGCUCGCGAUUGGCUUGUCCAUUAGAACUAGCCGUCGUUCGACCAAUCGCAUCACGCGUAUGGGCUAGGCGGCUUUUUCGCGAUUCCGACUGACUUCAUUCCGGUUCGGGGAUAACAACUUUGAAAAGGAAACAUGAGUCUGCUGUCUUCCUCCUUUGGCAGCGUCCACUGCCUCGCGGACGAGGAUGCCGAUAACAAUAUGCUUCAAGAUUUACAAUUGGCCGCUGAACUUGGCAAAACCCUCCUGGAGCGAAAUAAGGAAUUGGAGAACAUCGUCAAAGCACAACAGUCUACGAUCGAAGAACAAGCACAAGAAAUAGAGUAUAUGAAAAAACAAAUAGCUGCCCUGAGGGAGGUAAACGAUUCACGACUAAAGAUUUAUGAACAACUUGAGGUCAGCAUUCAGAACUUGGAACGAGCGAAUCACCGUCUAGUUGUAGAGAAAACGAGCGACAAGAAACUUAUUAAAAGCCAAUGUUUAACAAUUGAAAAUUUGGAGGCACGUUGCGAGGAAUUUCAGAAGAAAAUCGACGAGAUAAACGAGCAACAUGAAAGUCUACUUCGGCAACAAACAGCGAGCCAAUCGACGAACACCGCACAAACACAGACCGCUCUGUGGAAAGCAUCGGUCACGCCGGGUGGCAGCAUACAACAGAGCGCUGCCCCAUCUGGCCAGAAACCUUUCCCAGAAGCGAACACGGACCCCAAUGUUCGACAAUCCAUAACAGGAGGGACGAGCGAAGAAGAGGUGACAGAAAUGGUCAGGCAGUUGCAGGAAGCACGAAACCAAAUAGCAAGGGAACAAAAGAAAAACACAGAACUGAAACAGCAAGUAGCGUCCCUGACACAAGGAUACAGUGCCUUAGAGGAACAAUUAAAUAAUUUACGCAGUACAGAGCAAUCUGUGAAGAACCUUCAAGAAGAGAUAAACAUGCUUGAAGAAGUGAGGCGGGGUCAACUGUGCGGUCGAUGCUUGCGAGGAUUAGACAAAACGCACGACGAACUUUCUAUAAUAUUGAACCAAGAAGAAUACGACGACAUUAGCAUCGCAGAGUCGCUAAUUAAUGACACGCUACGAGAACCCGAGCCGGUUGCACAGGAGACAAUCGAGAAGGAGGUACCAGCCAACGAUCUAAGCAACCCUUACAGAGUUCUAGUGGAAAAAUACCAAGCGUUACUAGAAGUUCAGAGGCGUUCAGCGCCCCGACGUAAGGACAGCUUACGCACACCAUACAUGUCCUUGCAAGAAGAACUGGAGAUGUCCGGCGAGUUCAACAGUUUUCAGAACUCCACAGCAGAAACAGAAUUGCAACAAGAGUCGACGAAAUCUGCAGUUGCAAGUGGUACGCGUGCCAAAGCAGAGGGUAAGAAACCGUUUUCCGCUACCCCGACAGAUUUCUCCGAAGCGGAAACAUUGUCUUCCGGUUUCUCUGACGAGACAAGCAACAAAGCAACCCAAACCGAUGGAAGACCCGGCUCGUUCCUUUGCUCAAUUGCCGAUGGUGAAGAUUGCAAAUUUAGUAUUUACGACGACAAUAGUCCGUUCGAAAGCAGAUUCCGGAAAACGCCCGAGUAUAGGCAAAUAUUCAGUGAAAUAUUCAGCGUGCUGAAGAGAGCAGCGGAAGCUAAAGACGAAGGAGAGAAGCUGCCUCUAUUAGACGACUUGUCAAGUUCUGUCGUACAUCAGUCACAAUCGUUUGCGUCGGAAGACGUUCCCAGUGAAACCACGGACGAUAAUCAGAGUGUGGUUUCAUCAGCAUUGUCCUCCACCGUAUCUGAACCACUUUAUAGAGUCCAAACUCCUGUUUCUAACUCAGUCAGCGAACAAUCACACAGUAAUAACGAAACGUCAACCACUGUAUACACAAAGAACGAAAAGAUGGUAGGUCAACGUAAUUCAAAUGUCUGUCGUUUAGAUUAUAUGACGGUUAACAUACACAUUAAAAAAUCAGCUAAGAAACACGCUAACAGAAAAUUUACACACAACGAGAAACCGUUGCUACUCGACGGAAGCCCGACGCCCAAUCAAAAGUUCGCUCGUCAGAAAUUGAAUAAUAGCGGGAAAAAGAAGUUCCGACCGUUCAGCGUGACCGAUCAAAAUGGCGGCGCGUGUAACGGGUACACUUACUCGAAUCGAUCGAAAGAAUCGUCGAAUACCGGUAGGCAAGCUAAUAAUUUAUGUACACGUAACGGCAAUGACCAACACAAUAACAGUUUCGAAUAUAGGAAUUACAAACCGAGCACUGCGUCUGAAGAAGUUGCCCGGCUGAAGAGGUUAGAAAUGACCUACGCAGAAGUUCUUCAGUUGCCAAAGCUAAAACGAGAAGCCAUGGUAAAAGCUAAAAACACAGUCAGGGAAUCGGGAAAAACUUUUUCUACGUAACGCGUGGUUGAAGAAAUUAAGAACUUUUGAAUUUUUGAACUUAACCUCGCUUGACCCAUGCGUUAUGAUACAGUGAGUGUAAAAAGUGUUUGUACAGAGAGUAAUUCCAAAGAUAAUUUUGUAUAACUCGGUUUAUUAAUAAACUUUCUUAAGAAGAACUCAGAUGUUCGCAUAAUAUUUGAAAAUAUUUUGAAAAAUCCCAUAAUCGGCAGAAUUAUCUGCGUAAAAAGUAUUUGUACAUAAAUCGGUCCAAUUUUACUUGAGUUGCCUAUUAAUGAUUAAUGGGCGACAGACUAGAGUUCCAAUUUUAAUUUAAAUUUUAUACUGAGCCUUUAAAAAUCAUCUUUCUAUUAUAAUAUAUGAAAUUCUUUCGUCAAGCUAUGUUCGAAUUAAUUUCUAGAAUAAAAACACUAUCCUAUUCACGAGAAUUUUAUUGCUGACAGUUCUCUAAACGUAGUGAAAUUCAACCGCGCAUUACUGUAUGUAUUUUUAAUUCUCAGUUUCUCUGCACUGGCAUGGAGGUUAAUAAACUUAAAGAAAUUUAUUAAUAAAGCGAGUUGUGUAAAGUUUUUUUUGGAAUUACUCGAUGUACGAAUAUUUUUUACACUCGCUGUAUAAAAAGUUCAAAAUUUCUUAAUUUUAAACGAACACUUAGACAGAAACAUGGUUAAAUUAUUUCAGAUGGUUCAGUAUUGGUAAUCAAUGUUAAUUAAACAUACUUUGUAAAUUGCGGGUAGUGUCUGCGAGGUACUCGACUACAGUGGCUGUCCGAUAAGUAGCUGCCUUCAGAAUAGGCUAUUUAGCGCGGCUACUUAUGAAACGGUCACUGUAUUAAAUUUUUUAAUUGUAUUGCGCGUAGUGUCUACUAGGUACAGAACUAUUAGACAUUAAUUUUUUUAUUGUAUUUUGUAUGUUAAUUGUAUAUCUUUUUUUCAUGUGGAUGAGCGUGGGUAACAAAGGUACACAACUUUAAUAUAUAUUGUCGGCGAUAUCUAUACGAGAUUAACGAGAAAGACAAAUCAAGUCGUAAAUUUGUUUUCUCUUAGAAGUUGUAGUUGUGAUAAAGGAAUAAAGUUAUUUAUGUGCCAUUUA
Molecule: messenger RNA, 3966 nt
Organism: Osmia lignaria (orchard mason bee)
Lineage: Eukaryota; Metazoa; Arthropoda; Insecta; Hymenoptera; Megachilidae
Gene: centrocortin
Product: cerebellar degeneration-related protein 2-like
Source: RefSeq, a predicted model, not a curated record